AUGAUGUGCACUUUCCACCCCAGGUGUUUGCUCUUCAGCUUUCUGUCAGCGAGCUCAACUAAUGAGCCAGGGAAAAGGUUUGGAUGCUUCUUGAAAGACAGCAUUACAGGAACUCUUCCAAGAAUGCAUAGGGCAAAUGCAAUUUCUGGACAUUCCUUAAAGCAAUGUGGCCAUCUGAUUAGUGCUUGCCAUAGAGACAUUUAUGAAGGGAUUGACAUGAGAGGGACAAAUUUUAAUAUAUCUAAGGUGGAAAGUGUUGAAGAUUGUCAAAAAUUGUGCACCAAUAGUAUUCACUGCCAAUUUUUCACAUAUGCCACACAAGCAUUUCACAAUGUAGAGUACAGGAACAGCUGUCUAUUAAAACACAGUCCAAGUGGAACACCUACCAGCAUAAAGAUGCUGAAUAAUGUGGUGUCUGGAUUCUCACUGAAGCCCUGUGCAGUUUCAGAAAUUGGUUGUCCCAUGGAUCUCUUCCAACAUCUUGAAUUUGCAGACCUAGAUGUGGCCAGAAUCAUCACUCCGGAUGCUUUUGUGUGUCGAACCAUCUGCACCUACCAUCCCAAUUGCCUCUUCUUUACUUUCUAUACGCAUACAUGGAAGGUAGAAUCGCAAAGAAAUGUUUGUCUCCUUAAGACUUCUGAAAGUGGGACACCAAGUUCCUUCACUCCUCAAGAAAAUACAAUAUCUGGACAUAGCCUCUCCACUUGCAGAAGAACUUUGCCUGAACCCUGUCAUUCCAAAAUCUACUCUGGAGUAGACUUUGGAGGAGAAGAAUUGAAUGUGACCUUCGUGCAAGGAGUAAAUGCUUGCCAAGAGAUUUGUACAAAGAAAACUCGCUGUCAGUUCUUUGCUUACUCUUUACUCCCAGGAGACUGCAAGGGAGAGAAGUGUAAAUGUUCCUUAAGGUUAUCUGUGGAUGGUUCUCCAACUAGGAUCACCUAUGGGGCCCAAGGGAGCUCUGGCUACUCUUUGAGAUUGUGUAAAGCUGGUGACAGCUCUGUUUGCACAACAAAAACAAAUUCUCGCAUUGUGGGAGGAACAAACUCUUCUUUGGGGGAGUGGCCCUGGCAGGUCAGCCUGCAAGUGAAACUGACAGCUCAAAACCACCUGUGUGGGGGAUCUCUCAUUGGAAAUCAGUGGAUUCUGACUGCUGCCCAUUGCUUUGAUGGGAUUCCCUACCCGGACGUGUGGCGCAUUUAUGGUGGUAUUUUAAAUCUGUCAGAGAUUAAAAAAGAUACUCCAUUCUCAAAAAUAAAAGAGCUUAUUAUUCACCAGAAAUAUAAAAUCUCAGAAGGCAAUCAUGACAUCGCCUUAAUAAAACUGCAGACUCCCUUGAAUUAUACGGAAUUCCAAAAACCAAUAUGCCUGCCUUCCAAAGGAGAUACACAUGCAAUUUAUACCAACUGCUGGGUAACUGGAUGGGGCUACACUAAGGAAAAAGGGAGAUUCUGGUGGCCCCUUAGUGUGUAA
This is a messenger RNA of Jaculus jaculus (lesser Egyptian jerboa), 1470 nucleotides long. RefSeq names its product kallikrein B1 (gene Klkb1). Lineage: Eukaryota; Metazoa; Chordata; Mammalia; Rodentia; Dipodidae. Gene Ontology annotation, cellular component: extracellular region. Gene Ontology annotation, molecular function: serine-type endopeptidase activity; protein binding. The transcript is spliced from 12 exons. Gene Ontology annotation, biological process: proteolysis. The record is from RefSeq and is a predicted model, not a curated record. Bases 1 to 1470 code for a protein of 489 amino acids.